This is a messenger RNA of Owenia fusiformis, 2553 nucleotides long. NCBI's taxonomy places the organism in Eukaryota, Metazoa, Annelida, Polychaeta, Sabellida, Oweniidae. The record is from the annotation of a GenBank genome assembly.
CACAACAUUGAGGAAGACGGAAGUAAAAAUGCACAUUUAAUUUUCCAAUUUUGAAGUGGAUUUUUUGCCAAUAGUCACGACUAACAAACAAUCACGCUAUAACAGUGCCUAGAGCUAUACACUGAUUUUAUUUAGCAUAGGAUAAAGUACAUCUUAAUUUACUAUCGAGGAUGUUACUCACUUCAUAAACUCUGUAAAAGUUUCAAACUUUUGACAUGGCAAAGCCAAUGCCAAACUUGAAUGAGAGUCUUUUAAAGGAUGCAAAUUACGUAAAGCGUGCACAAACCAAAGUUUCGUGGUACCAUGGAGAGAUAAGAAGAACUGAGGCAGAACGAAGAUUGAAAAAGGAUGGACAUGCAAAAAAUGGUUUAUUCCUUAUAAGGGACAGUUCCCAUAGCGAUGAGGAUUUUGUGUUGUCCCUGAUGUACAAUGGGGAACCAGCUCAUUUCCAAAUACAACGGACUGGGGAUGCGUUUUAUUGCAUUGAUGAGGGACCAAUCAUUCAUGGUUUAGAUGACCUGGUAGAUCAUUAUAAUGCUGAUGCUGAUGGUCUGCCCACCAACCUACAAGAGAUAUGUAUGGGAACACCACCCCCAGAACAUGCUAGGAGAUUUGGUGUCACCAACUACUUACAUAGAGCAAUACGGAAAGGCAAUGAAAUGGAGAUAAAGAAGAUAUUAGGUUCAGCCUCCUGUCCUGACAUUAAUGCCAAAUCAAAGACAGGCAGCACUGCUCUACAUCAGACCAGUGAGGUUGGGAUGGAUGACAUCAUCAGAAUACUUAUAGACAACAAGGCUGAUGUUAAUGCAAAGGAUGCUGAUGGUUGUACUUCUGUUCAGAGAGCAGCUCAAAAUGGUCAUGAUUCUACAAUCCAACUUCUGGUGACUUAUGGGGGAGCUGACCCACAUGAUCGCUGCACUGUGAAUGGAUACUCAGCGCUUCAUUUCACCGCAGAAUGUGGCGACCUCAAAUGCAUGAAAAUGCUUCUCUCAUUGGGAGCCCCAUGCCAGCCUAGAGAUGACAAUUGCUGCACUCCUUACACAGUUGCCAUUCAAAAUGGGAAAAAACAAUGUGCCAAAUAUUUAGAGCAAUAUACAACACCCCCUGCCAUGACAAGUCAAGCAGACUGGCUCCAUACAGCUAUAGAUAGACAUGGAGCCUUGUCUCUUCUGCAAAGUUACAACUUUGAGCGUGGUUUAUUUCUUGUAAGAAAAAGCUCUCGUAAUCCACAGUGGUAUGUACUUGCUAUAAGUGAUGGAAAUGGUCCCUAUAACUAUGAAAUACGCUGGCACGAAAAUCACUGGUAUUACAUAGAUGAAGGGCCAUACUUAGACUCACUAGAACACGUAGUUGAACACUAUUGUCUCAGGAAAGAUGGCCUUCCAUGCAGAAUAACUACAGCAAUAUCUCCAGAUGGCAAGACAAAAGAAAUCAUUGUGAAAAGCAAAUUUAACUCUGACAAAUUAACAGCAAAAAAUAGCACAACAAAAAGUCAUCCUGUGCAAAUCCCACCAAAACCUGUUGUUCACUUGCAGCGAGGGUCGCCAUCUAUUCCAACUAUGCAAGCGCCCCCUAUCCCACAAGAGGCAUAUAUGAAAUCUGAUACUCUUCAUGUUCAUAAUGUUGAAAAUGUGACAUUAAAAAUAAUCAAAGCUUCAGAUAUAACAUUAGGCCAUGAGCUGGGGCAGGGAGAGUUUGGAUCUGUAUUGAGGGGUACUUGGAAGAGCCCCAAGGGUGAACGUAUUGCAGUUGCAGUGAAGACUCUACAUGAACACUGUGUACAGGCUGGUACAGAAGAGUUCAAGAGAGAGGCCAGUGUGAUGAUGGGAUUGGAUCACCCUUGUAUUGUGCAGCUGAUAGGUCUAUGUCUGGGGCCUCCUAUGAUGCUGGUUCAAGAACUCGUCACCAAGGGCUCCUUACUGGACUUCCUUCUGGACUAUCCUGAAAAGAUUAAUGUUGAAACUGACCUAUAUCUUUGGGGGGCACAAAUAGCCUGUGGAAUGAUGUAUCUGGAGCGUAAACGUUUUGUGCACCGAGACCUGGCAACUAGAAACAUAUUGUUGGUGUCUAAGCAACAGGCCAAAAUAAGUGAUUUUGGACUCUCCCGUGCAAUUGGAACAGGAAGUGACUACUACAAGGCAUCUGCUGGGGGGAGAUGGCCAGUCAAAUGGUACGCCCCUGAAUCUGUGAAUUAUGGAACAUUUUCACAUGCGAGUGAUGUAUGGAGCUAUGGUGUUACUUUAUGGGAAAUGUUCAGCUUCGGAGAGCAGCCUUAUGGAGAUAGAACUGGUGCUCAGGUGAUACAAAUGAUUGAACAAGGUGGACGUCUACAUAGGCCCAAGAAAUGUCUCCCUAAAGUGUAUGAGUUAAUGAUGAGGUGUUGGUCGUACAAACCCUCAGACAGACCCACAUUCCAAGAGCUUAACAGUCAUUUCAGCUCUGAGCCGGAGUAUGAAUCAACCAGAGAUUUAGUGUUUGGCAGAUAAACAGUUAUUUUACAAUUGAACAAUGCCAUUGAAAGUGCAGGUUCUUAACCUCAACUGGACAGUAUAG